This is a messenger RNA of Grus americana (Whooping crane), 1215 nucleotides long. It is a transcript of the gene PARM1, whose product is annotated as prostate androgen-regulated mucin-like protein 1. The transcript is spliced from 4 exons. Lineage: Eukaryota; Metazoa; Chordata; Aves; Gruiformes; Gruidae. Gene Ontology annotation, cellular component: early endosome; late endosome; plasma membrane. The coding region runs from base 58 to 993 and encodes 311 amino acids. The record is from RefSeq and is a predicted model, not a curated record.
CCGGGCGGUGCGGUGGGGUGCGUCCCUCCCGCCGCGGCUGCCAGCGCCGCCGGCACCAUGGGCUGCUGCUGCUGCUGCUGCCGCCUCCUCCUCGCCCUCCUCCUCCUUCCCCUCCUCCUCCUCCUCCCGGCAGGGCUGGGCGAUGACUCCACAGCAUCGCCCCUCGCCCCUGCCAGCCCUCCCUUCCCCGGGGAGGGGACCCCAGCACAGCCGGGCUCCAGGGCUGCGGACGUCCCCACACCGGCUCCUGGCCAGCCCUCGCUGCCCGUGUCCGCGGGACCUGCUGGAGAUGAGACAUCCUCUGGGCUGGCAGAGGAGGGUGGCCACAAUGCCACCCCCGUGGCGGUACUGCCCCCCGCUCCUGCCUCCGUCACCGCAGCCACCGUCACCAUAGCAGACAGCCCCUCCGUAGCCUCCAAGCCCAGCUCGGUGCCACCAACCUUGGAGACAGCCUCAGGUCUUCGGACAGCAAAUACUGCCAGCUUGGCAAGAGGCACGAUGGAUUUGGGGACAGCCCUCAGCCCCACGGGUAUACCUGCAUCAUCCUCCUCCUCCUCCACCCUCCCCACCAGCGAAGGGUAUUCAUCCCCCGGGACGGUCUUGUCCCCAACGCCUGUCCUCAAGAGCCCCGGCAUCACCCAGCCACCGGCACCGACCAAGGACGUCUCUUCCCUGGGGACGCUUGCCAUGUCAUCGAGCCUGGCCGUGAAGCCAACGUCUCCCCCAGUGACUGUGAUGAGCCCCACCGCGGCCGAAGCCACGGACACCGGAAAAACCACCCUCUCCACUGGAGUCACCAUGGAAGAGGUCCCGCGCGCCUUGAGCGCAGGGAGCAUCGUGGCCAUAACCGUGACGGUCAUCGUGGUGGUGGUGGUGGUUUUCGGCGCAGCGGCGUACCUCAAGAUCAGGCACUCCUCCUACGGCAGGCUUUUGGAUGACCAUGACUACGGCUCCUGGGGCAACUACAACAACCCUCUCUAUGACGACUCCUAGCAGGGAUGAGGAACAACAACAACCACCAAAUCAAAUCUGUAAUUUAUAAACGCUUCUGCAGCAGAGCAUCCGCUGUCGAGGAGAUGCCCAGGCGCCGAGCCACGGCUGCGGGCAGGAUUAUGGCUGGGCCGGCGGAUGACGGGCAACCGGAGGGCGGGGCGUGCAGCGCCCACAAUAAACCUGAAUUUUGGCCUUUGCGUAGGAAAUUCUGGUUUCCUGGGA